UUGAAAUGAAUGGCGAAGAUUAAGUCUCAGGCUAAAACGCAGCGUUUUAACCCGUCUUCGACCUACGUACUACGUAGCCUCCAUUCUCUUGAGCUCUCUCAUUCCGCCGCCGCCAACUCCUCUGCUUUCUUCCUUCUUCCUUCUUCUCCUCUUUCAGUUCAAUGGGGGCUAAGGCGAGGAAAGCUAUGAAGAAGAAACUCAAUAAGGCUACUCCUCUUUCAUCCGACAAGAAGGAAUCUGCCGAUUUCUUGCCGUUGGAGGGUGGUCCUGGGCGUAAGUUAUCGGUACAGAAGCCAUUGGAAAGUACUGCUACUGUUCUUUACAUUGGCCGCAUACCCCAUGGUUUCUUCGAGAAGGAGAUGGAAGGGUUUUUCGGACAGUUUGGGAAAGUAAAAAGAUUAAGAAUUGCACGAAAUAAAAAGACGGGGAAGUCGAAGCAUUUUGGCUACGUUGAAUUUGAAUCUCCAGAGGUAGCAAAAAUUGUAGCUGAUUCCAUGCAUAACUAUUUGUUGUAUGAACACAUUCUGAAAGUCCAUCUAAUUGAUCCCGAGCAUGUUCACCCCAAACUAUGGAAAGGUUUUAACUAUCGCCAUAGGCCCUUAAACUGGUCUGAACUUGAGCGUAAGCAUCAUAACAAGGAAAGGACAUUGGAGGAACACAAGAAGUUGGUGGAUAGAAUAUUGAAGCGGGAUCAGGCUAGACAGAAGAGGAUAAGGGCUGCUGGGAUUGAUUAUGAGUGUCCAGAAAUUGUGGGUGGUGUCCAACCAACUCCCAAGAAGAUCAAAUUCGAUGAAGAUUAGAAUGAGGGUUCGGUUCAUAGAAAGCUAUUAUAUUAUCACACCAGAGGAAGGAGGAAGCUCUUGCCUCGUUCCAGUUUCUUAUGCUGGAGGGGGGGUAACCUUCCCAAUGAUCUUGAAUCUCCUAAUUUUGAUCUGUGAAAUUUUGUGUCAAAACAUACUUUUAUUAAGCUCUUUAGUAAUAUGUAUUCCCCUUUAUAAAAAUGAAAAAAAAAGAAGUUAUAUUGAAGCUUUUAUGGCUUACAAUUCUGAUCUUCUCAAAGACAGGAAAACUGAAUGGUAAAUUUGAAAGUUCCACCAUGUCAGAUCUACAUGUAUAGUUUAUAUCAUGUUUGUUUCAGUUU
This is a messenger RNA of Cucumis sativus (cucumber), 1141 nucleotides long. RefSeq lists its product as uncharacterized. The transcript has 9 exons. NCBI's taxonomy places the organism in Eukaryota, Viridiplantae, Streptophyta, Magnoliopsida, Cucurbitales, Cucurbitaceae. Gene Ontology annotation, cellular component: nucleolus. The record is from RefSeq and is a predicted model, not a curated record. Gene Ontology annotation, biological process: maturation of LSU-rRNA from tricistronic rRNA transcript (SSU-rRNA, 5.8S rRNA, LSU-rRNA). The coding region runs from base 162 to 800 and encodes 212 amino acids. Gene Ontology annotation, molecular function: RNA binding.